Molecule: messenger RNA, 657 nt
Organism: Trichophyton rubrum CBS 118892
Lineage: Eukaryota; Fungi; Ascomycota; Eurotiomycetes; Onygenales; Arthrodermataceae
Exons: 1
Coding region: 1-657 (218 amino acids)
Source: RefSeq, a predicted model, not a curated record
AUGCUAGACAAUAAUCAUACUGACCGGUUGAAUCCAGGGAAUGUUGUUUUCCUUGCUUUAGGCGUCUCUGGUCAACCGCCCAGACCCCCAAACAGAUGGGCUAAGUCCCUGAUUGCCAUCGGAUCCUUUGCCAUCGGAGUCCUUUUCUUUAGAUAUGCUUCUGCCUUUCUACGUCCGCUUCGACGAUCAACACUUGUGGCGUCAUUUGCCCUUCAGACCACUGCAAUCCUCGUCUCUAGCAUCCUCGUAGAAACAGGUGUAGUGGAUUCAAGUAUCGAAGUUUCCACCCGCGGAGUCCACUGGAUCCAGGUUUUACCCAUCAGCAUACUAGCCUUCCAGGCUGCCGGCCAGAUAGUUACUUCACGAUUGCUCGGUAUCGACGAGAUACCAACUGUUGUCCUAACGACACUCCUCUGUGACUUACUCAUGGAUAAGAAGCUAUUUAGCUUCCGCCCACGAUGGAAACUAACGGACUUCCGCACCAGGCGCCUAUUGACCUUGCUAGCUGCCUUCUCUGGUGCCAUGCUUUCUGGCGGCUUAUCGAAAGUAAGCGGCUUGUCUGCUUCAUUGUGGCUAGCUACUGGGAUAAAGGCAGCAGUAACCCUGUGCUUCAUCCUAUGGCAGGGAGAAAAGGACGAGAACUUUGGCGAUAAUUGA